Molecule: messenger RNA, 4514 nt
Organism: Diatraea saccharalis (sugarcane borer)
Lineage: Eukaryota; Metazoa; Arthropoda; Insecta; Lepidoptera; Crambidae
Source: the annotation of a GenBank genome assembly
CAUUCGAUAAUGAUUCAAUAAAUUCAAACAAUAAAAAUUUACACUCAUAAAAUACAGAGCUCGGUCAACGUCCAUCUUUGCAGUCCGUUAAGUAAAUUUUAUGCCGUUUUAUCGCCAAACGCCUAAUCACAUUGGCCGUAUUAAGUGUAGCCACCUACUUUAGCGCGUUAAAUAUUAUCGCGAUAAUUACCGCGAUAAUGGGCAUUGACGUUGGCCGCUAAUGUGGCCCCAGCAUAAGAGGUAUACAAAAAAAUGGUGGCCGUGUUGUAAGCAGCGUGCGUCCCCUCUCGUGUCGGCUCGCACACCUAACUGUUUACUUAUUUUUUACCUUUUCUGAUUAAUACAGAACAUUUAUAAGCGAUUAAUAUACCUUGGCAUGAAGACUGAAGUUCAUGGUCAUGUAUAUUUAUUAUUUAUUUGUAUUAAGACUUCUUUCCUGAAAAUUUGGGCGAAAAGUUUUCAUGUUAUACACAAAAGGUGUUUUUUUUUGUCGACCAGUGUAAUUUUUAUAGUCGCUAAUAUACGUACAAGUAAGGAAGUAAGUAAGUUUUUAAGUAAGGAGAGCUAAGUACAGGCUAUUGUAAAGUUCCCGAAACCCGAGACAGUCGAUCAACUACGCCGUUUUCUCGGUAUGUUAAAUUUUUAUCGUGCACACAUUCCAAACGCUGUUCAAUAUCAAUUCGAAUUGAAUAAAUAUUUGCACAAUACAAAGAAACGCGAUAAAACUUUGAUUGUGUGGACUGAUAAGGUGUUGUUCGCAUUUUAAAAAUACCUAGGUACUUCAUUAGCUGACUGAAAAGAUCACUCUCAAAUUGUCUACCCUGGUCGCUAGUAAGCUUCGAAGGGCUUCCAAAUCGAGAUAUCCAGCCUUCAAAUACUACCUUGGCUACUGUUUCAGCUGUAAUAUUGUGAACUGGAAAAGCUUCCGGCCAUCCGGUACAACGAUCUAUCAUUGUUACGCAGUAUCUAUGUCCAUCUGCCGAUGUAGGCAACGGGCCUACAAUAUCUAUAUGAACAUGUUGGAAACGGUCUGCACGCUCAAACUCUCCUAAUCCUGCUAUUGUAUGCCUAUUAAUUUUUGAUCUCUGGCAACUAAAACAGGUUCUAGUCCAACUCGCUAUAUCCUUAAGCAUAUUAGGCCAAAAGAAACGUUGUUUAAUUAAAGUUCUGGUAGUCUUAACACCGGGGUGACUUAAAUCGUGAACCGAAUGAAAAGCAAUUUCCCUGAAUUUAUCUGGUAAAUAUGGUCUAAUUCUGUUAGAUGAAAUUUCGCAAUAAAUAUAUUUUUCGCAGUCUGGCAAUAAUAUUUGUUUAAAUUGUAAUUUACUAUCUGUUGCUUGCAACGCUUGCUGUAGGUAUUCGUCACUAAGUUGUUGCUCAGCUAUUUCUCUGAAAUCGAGUAAUGUGGGACAACUGAUCGUUUCUAUCCGCGAAAGUGUAUCUGCGACUACAUUUUGCUCACCGCUGAUAUGACGAAUAUCGGUGGUAAACUCGCUAAUGUAAGAUAAUUGACGAAUUCUUCUAGGGCUUUCUUUGUCGUUAUUUAAUUUUGAAAAUGCAAAAACGAGAGGCUUAUGGUCAGUAUAAAUAGUCAGUACACGGCCUUCCACUAAAUUUUUAAAAUAUUUGAUAGCCAUAAAUACUGCUAACAAUUCCCUAUCAUAAGUAGAAUAUUUCAUUUCAGCUUGUGAAAGUUUUUUUGAAAAAUACCCUAAUGGUUGCCAAUUGUUGUUAUUUUUCUGUUGUAAUACAGCACCUACACUAGUAUCCGAGGCAUCGGUCAUCAGCGCUAAAUUAGCAUCUGGUAAAGGAUAAGACAGUGUAGCGGCGCUUUGCAAGCUUUCCUUACACUUCUUAAAUGCUUCGUCAGCCUUAUCAGUCCACACAAUCAAAGUCGUUUUUGUUUUAAAUACCACGACAACGUGAUGUUUAAUUCCAAUAUGGAGGACAGACGUCCAAUUCAUUUAAAUAAGCAAGGUCAAUCCGGUGGUAACCGCCGUGGACUGCGCGAUGCCCAAAGGGCUUAUGAGAGGAGAAAUAAUAUGGAAGAACUUCGAGACUGGUCUUAUCAGCCUCAAGAAUUCGAUCCCUCUCGAAUUAAAACUAGAAAACCAACUAAUAGAUCAGAUAACUUCAGGAAAAAGAUUGAAGCGCAACGUGACGAGAAGCAUAAUCCCCCGUCUUUACGUCCUUCAACUAAAGAGACGCCACCACGCGACGAGCCACUCUAUGAUAUUGGUCCUCAUAGUACGCUAAUACCGCUACAGGAUGUGCACGUCCAAAAUUUUGAGUUUAGUGGUUUCAUUCCUUUGAUAGAAGAAACUUAUGAGAAGAUGAGAGGCAUAGAUCCUCGCCUUAAUCAACGUCUACCACUAAGCUUAUUUACUCAUGUUUGUUGCAACCAUUUAAAUUUACAAGUUGCAGAGGUAGCACGCCAAAAUGGUCAAAAUAUCUUUGGAGUACUCACAGAUUUGAGAGAGGUGCUCCCAGAUUACCAGUGUGUACCAAAAUCAAUAACUGACUAUAUUUCACAUGUCAGUAAUUCACUUACUGUACGGUCCAAUGACCUACAUUUUAAUUGUAUUAGAGUCAUCAUUUUAUUUCAUUUCGACAUUCGUUAGGUAUGUAAAGUCAGUCCACAUCCAACUCGCGACUCAUCAAUUAGUAUUUACAAUUAAUUACACAAUAAAAGUUAUUUUUAACAUUUCAAGAUUUAUCAUUCAACUUCUUAUAAUUUUGGUGUGUGGUCACUCAACCCAUACAUCAAUUGGUCCUUCGAGCCUCCGAAGGCAGGACCUUUACUCGCGUGUGUGUAAAAAGUUUGCGUGUUCACCCCAAUUGGAUUGUCACGGCAAGCCUGCCACGUAAGUCGAACAGCCUUCGGUGAGUCAGUUCAUCUUCUAUCCGUUCUUCUAUCAAUAUCAUUAUGGAAGAUCUUGUAACAAAACAAACUCAGAUCGCGGGGACGAUGGAAUCGUUACUUACGAAUUUUAAGAAAGACGGUGCUGAUCGCAAAACCCCCGCUCAUAUCAAAAAACGUCUGAGCAACCUCGAACUACAUUGGCAAGAGUUUCAGGUAAAUCAUAUUAAGUUAUGCGAAUAUGAAAAUCGGUCACACGAGUAUUUCGUGAAUGAUUAUUAUCAGCAUACGGCUGAUUUUUACAGAGAAACUCGUGCAUUCAUGCAGAAAUAUCUAUCCGUGGAAGAUAAAGAAGAGAAGUUCCAAUUACGACCAGCUACUCCUUUAAUUGGACAAUCACAGCAACACUCUUCGCCACAGGUAGCACUUCCAACUCAGCAAACACAAGGGACAAACAGCAAAUUAGACGAAAUGCUGAGAAAACAGAAAAGUAAUUUUAAAGCAUUUUCCUGCACUAUCAAAACUAUUGAUUUAGAUUCGCUUUCCAAGAAAUGGGAGUUCGAAGAUGCACUUAAAUCAUUACAAAAUAGGUGGCAUGUUAUCGAUACUCUUCACUGGGAAAUUGAUAGUGAGCAGCAUGAGGAGAAUACUGAGUACGAGCGUGCAUUUUCUUACUACGAAGAUAAGUACAAUGAGAUAAAAAAGGCUAUAAACAGCAACAUGUGGUCACAAUCUCAUAGAGAAAAGGUAACCCCACAGAUGGACAUUCCAUCAUUCAGCGGGAACUACCACCAGUGGGAAUCUUUCAAAGACCUUUUUGUGGAAUCCAUUCACAAUAAUAAAUCAUUGUCUGCUGCCCAAAAGUUGCAAUUUCUAAAAAGCAAGCUCAAAGGGGAAGCUGAGAAACUGAUUCAGCAUCUCAAUAUUAGCUCCGACAACUACCAGAUAAGUUGGGAUAUACUAAGCCAUCGGUAUAGUAAUAAAAAGCUUAUUUUCAACUCUAAUAUUAGUAUUUUGAUGGGCCUUCCCGUAAUGCAGCAUCAAUCAGCAGCAUCCAUUAAGAAAAUACACGACACCGCAAAUGAAUGCCUCAACGCAAUCAAGGCCUUACGUGUAGAUAUCAGCACAUGGGAUCCGCUGGUAGUCUAUAUAUUAUCUAAUAAGUUAGAUGCAGAAACAUAUAAUGAUUACAUCGUUUCACUUAAGAAUCCGAGAGAACUUCCGUCCUUAAAGUACCUUUUAGAUUUUUUAGAAAAUACAUUUACGUCACUAGAGAUGUCAAAGCGCAAACAAGAUCCUAUUAAACCUACUCCACAACAAGAUACAGUUAAACUUGGUCAGAAGAAAUCAUUUUUCUAUAAAGCAUUCAGCAGCAAUCAAAAUAAUUCUUCGAGUAAAGAUGAUCAUCACUCAUACAAAACGUGGUCUGUUCCAUCCGGUCAAUGCCCCGUAUGCAAAUUGGAGCAUGGUAUUUUCAAUUGUAAGACAUUUUUCGAUAUGCAGCCGCAAACGAAACUGAAAACUAUUGAAAAAAUAAUGCUAUGCAAAAACUGCUUCAAGAAACACGAUAAUAAGGACUGUAAUGGCAGCAAAUGUCGCGUAUGCAAAGGCAGUCAUAAUACAUUGCUACACGAUGCUUUCGUUAACAACCAAU